Molecule: messenger RNA, 1761 nt
Organism: Plasmopara halstedii
Lineage: Eukaryota; Oomycota; Peronosporomycetes; Peronosporales; Peronosporaceae
Product: amino acid auxin permease family
Exons: 5
Coding region: 1-1761 (586 amino acids)
Biological process (GO): amino acid transmembrane transport
Molecular function (GO): amino acid transmembrane transporter activity
Source: RefSeq, a predicted model, not a curated record
AUGACGGAGGAGGCGCCACUGUUGAUCGGUAGUGGAGGUUCCUGUUCGUCUCCUCGACGCUCAAAUCUUCACCCAUCACCACAUCCGGAUGAAGCUCCAUCGAAUUUGGAACAGGGGCGACUGCAGAUCCAUUCCGGUGCAGAGGAGGGUAAUAGUCAGCGAACAGCAAUUCAGUCGCUUAGCAGAGCCGAAAAGCGGCUGUCAAAGCAUGGGUCCUCCUCUUCAAUGAGGAUUGUCCAUAGAGUAGAAAAAAUUUCGGUGGCAGUCGUAGUGGUGCAUUUGCUGAAGGGAAAUAUCGGUCCGGGGGCAAUGUCACUGCCUAGUGGCUUCUCUAAGACGGGCAUUUAUGCAGGCCCUGUCUUGUUCAUACUUGUGGCUCUCGUGUCCGUGUAUAAUAUGGACUUAUUGCUGCGAUGCAAGCAAAUAUUGAGUCCAAAAGCGCCCAUGUCGUUUGGAGAAGUGGGAAGGAAGCUAUUGGGGCCAAAGGGCAAGAUGCUUAUCGACGUGUUUUUGGUGGGUACUCAGUUGGGUAUAUGUUGUGUCUACUUUACGUUUGUGGCGACAAAUAUUAACGUGGUACUUCCAGAAAGAAUCCAGAAUGUUGUGAAUGAGCGGCAACUUGUCUUUGCUAUUUUUCCGGCUCUACUCUUACUUUCUUGGGUGCGUACACUGCGGCGCAUCACUCCGUUUUCGAGCCUAGCCAAUUUUGCAGUGCUUGUGGGCAUCACCAUCGUCUUUUACUACUCUAUUGACUACUGGAAACAUCCUAAAAUGUUACGAGAAACCACUGUUUAUGCAGACUGGAGCCAAGUUCCUGAAUUUUACGGCACCGCCGUGUAUUCGUUUGAAGGAAUCGGCUUGGUGCUACCGAUUCAAAAUGUAAUGGUAGAACCAGAACGAUUUCCACGUGUGCUUGCCACAUGCAUGCUGUCAAUUCUUGUGCUAUUUCUCUUCAUUGGAGAGAUACCCACCCUCGCCUUCGGUCGAAUCGAUAAUGGUAGUGUGACGGCUGUUUUACAUCAAUACUGUGAGGGUCGGCUUGUGACGCUGGCGAAUAUAGCGCUAGCAUUUGCGUGUACCCUCUCAUUUCCAAUUCAAUUUUACCCGGCAAUUGAUGUUUUGGAGCGAAUGCUUCGGCAUAAGUCUUUGAUGCGCCCUGCACCGCCAAAUGAGUCAAUACAAGCAGCUUUAGAGGCGCAGAGACGUCGCAAAUUUCGAAGAGAUCCGCAAGAUCGAUCGCUGAAUGGAGUAAAAGGUGGUCAAUUUAACGACAAACAGAAGAAUGAAGAUGACCAUAUGCAAUUAGCAAGCAGCCACCCCAAACGAAAUCGUCCGCUACCAAUUCUGUUAUCGCUGCAAAAGAUGCGCCGCUCAUUCUCUCCGAUCGCAUCUCCUCUUGCAGUAGCAGCUGCUGCCAGUCUUCCUUCCACACCUUCGACGGUGGGCUGUUUGGAACGAUUCAUGUGCAAUUUAUCACCUUAUGAAUGCAAUCGCACCCUGUUUCGAUCUAUGUUGUGCACCAGUCUUAUGGUGAUUGCGAUCUGCGUCCCAGACGUAGGUCUACUAAUCAGUCUGUUUGGCUCCGUGGGCUCCAGUAUGCUGGCAAUUAUAUUGCCUCCCGUACUUUACAUUACGGCCACAAAAUCGACUAUGUCAUUGUCUUCACGUAUAUUUCAUUUGGGAAUCGUUUUUCUUGGAGUUAUUGGAAUGGUGGCAGGCACAGUGCAGGCUAUGUGUCGAGUCAUUAGCUCGUUCUACUGA